AUGCGUCUCUUGAAGUUCUUGCAUUAUCAGCGCUAUUUGGGCUUAAACAACUUGGACUACUCCACAGUCUCGAGGCAUUAUAUACUAAAAGGCAGCUGCGUAUCUCACAUGCUACAUUUACUUGUGCAAGCUGUUUUGAUUGCUUGCGUUUUGGCCACGUUUAUGCAGUGGUCGGUUAAUUAUCAGGCAACUGAUUCGCGAACUGGCGACAAUUUCGAUCAUUUGGUCAUCUUGGCUGCAUCGUUUACCCAAUUGAUUUCAAAUGCUUGGAUGCGCUUGCAUCAGCAGAUGCAACUGAAGCUGCUUAACAGGUUGAGCCGCGUGGCCACAUCUCUGCAAGCUGUUCAAUUGGAGAAGAUUCGCGCCCGUUGGCUCUACUAUCUUUGGCUGGCAAUUUGCCUGUACUACGCCUUGGAUAUUGUCUUUUUCGUAGUAUUCGAUAUGGACAUGAAGCGAGAUAAUUUAAUUUUUCUACUUGGCUUCUAUGUACGCCUCGUCUGUGCAAAUUUCAUCAUCAUCUGCUACAGCUCACUGGUGUGUCUAGUGAAGCAUCUGUUUCGCGCCCAAGCAGCCCAGCUGCGACGACAACUGCGCAAUGAUCGGAUCUGCCUGCGACACAUAGCCAACAAUUUGAAGCUGAAUGAUGAGCUUAUGCUCCUAUGCCAGGAUGAGUUGGUGAAUGUCUUUGGCGGUGCUCUAAUUCUGCCCUAUCUAUAUGGGACGCUCGAUGCCACCGAAGUUUGCUAUCUGGCUCUGCCCAUGGAUGGUUUCUCCUAUAUAGAAAUGUUACUGCUGCUCCGGUGGAUGAUACCAAUUUGCAUAUUCCUUAGCAUGCCGAUGAUAAUCAACGAUUUGGCUGAUGAGAUAUUAGUUAAUAUCUGGUUACGUGUCAAACAGGAGUCGCAGUUGAUUAUCCUUAACCGGUUAACUGAUUGGUCCAGGGACUUGGGAGUAAAUACCUUGGAACUGAAUCACCCUAAAUGGCUCUAUCGCAUCUGGGUAGCCAUUUCCAUCCUCUAUGCUUGCGAUAUUGUUUUCGCACGUUUCUAUUUUAAUGUUAAUCAAAGUUUCGGGUACUACCUCGCCAUGUCGGGCUACAUUGUGCUUCUCGUGCGCACCAACUACAUCAUUUUGUGCUACACAGCAAUGGUCAAUCUGGUAAUGGUGCUGCUGGAGCAAUAG
This is a messenger RNA of Drosophila arizonae, 1182 nucleotides long. Its product is annotated as gustatory and pheromone receptor 39a-like. The record is from RefSeq and is a predicted model, not a curated record. NCBI's taxonomy places the organism in Eukaryota, Metazoa, Arthropoda, Insecta, Diptera, Drosophilidae.